This is a messenger RNA of Notothenia coriiceps (black rockcod), 842 nucleotides long. RefSeq names its product glycine-rich protein 3-like. The annotation marks the transcript as partial. The transcript is spliced from 3 exons. Lineage: Eukaryota; Metazoa; Chordata; Actinopteri; Perciformes; Nototheniidae. The record is from RefSeq and is a predicted model, not a curated record.
ACAGAUGUAGGUCCCCACAAGGAUAGUAAUGCUAGGCCACACACACAGGAAGGAUUGUGGUGGCUCUGUAGGUCAAGCCAGUUUUGAUCCUGUGGUGGAAUGUAAUAAGUACAUUUACCCAUGUUUUGUACUUGAAUUUACAAUUUUUGGAAUUUUUUUAAAAGUUUUGAUUUCAAGCUACUUUAGACUUCUACUUCACUUAAUUAAAUUAUAGUAUGGCAACUUUUACUUGCGUAUAAAAUCUCAUUACUUCUUCCACCCCUUUUUCCUAACCCUGCCCUCAACAGUGAUUACCCGUACCUGAGCGAGCACUUCAGAGAUAGUCACUACCUGUGUGAGGAGGGCCGCUGCGCCACAGAACAGUUCACCCAUGCAUUCCGCUCCGAGAUCGACUACAAGGCCCACAAGGCCGCGGAGCACAGCAAGAACCGUGCGGAGGCUCGACAGAACCGACAGAUCGACCUGCAGUUCAACUACGCCCCAAGGCAACAGGGCAGGCGAAAUGAAGGCAUGCUGACAGGUGAGGACUAUGAUGAGAUGCGUCAGGCUCGCGGGGGAAGAGGAAGGGUUCAGGGGGGACAGAAGAGCUGGAGGUACUCUCGAGAGGACGAGGACAGGGAUGUGGCGGCUGCUAUGAAGGCAUCCAUGGCGACGCGUAGGCAGGAGGAGAGGGUAUCCACGCAGGACAGAGGAUCCAUGCACGAGAGAGGAGGAGGCAUGCACGAGAGAGGAGGAGGGAUGCACGAGAGAGGAGGAGGCAUGUACGAGAGAGGAGGGAUGCACGAGAGAGGAGGAGGCAUGCACGAGCGAGGAGGAGGCAUGCACGAGCGAGGAGGAGGCAU